Molecule: messenger RNA, 4359 nt
Organism: Castor canadensis (American beaver)
Lineage: Eukaryota; Metazoa; Chordata; Mammalia; Rodentia; Castoridae
Gene: Trim21
Product: tripartite motif containing 21
Molecular function (GO): protein binding; zinc ion binding
Source: RefSeq, a predicted model, not a curated record
UCACAGUGCUGCUUCACAGACACACAUCACCUCUAUGACCUCAGAAAUGCCCCUGGCAAAGAUGUGGGAGGAAGUCACCUGUUCUGUGUGCCUGGAUCCUAUGGUGGAGCCUGUGAGCAUCGACUGUGGUCAUAGCUUUUGCCAGGAAUGUAUCUCUGAGGUUGGGAAAGAUGGGGGCAGCAUGUGUCCUGUGUGCCGGAAACCCUUUCUGCUCAAGAACCUCAGGCCCAAUCGGCACCUAGCCAAUAUGGUGGAAAACCUUAGACAAAUAGGCCAGGAUGCCAAGAAGGGAACACAGCAGGAACAGUGCGUGGUGCAUGGAGAGAGACUUCACUUGUUCUGUGAGAAAGAUGGGCAGAUCCUUUGCUGGGUGUGCGUCCAAUCCAAGAAACACCGCGACCACACCAUGAUCCCUAUUGAGGAGGCUGCUCAGGUGUACCAGGAGAAGCUCCAAGGGGCAUUAGGAAAACUGAGAAAAGAGCAGGAGUUGGCUGAGAAGUUGGAAGUAGAUCUUGAAAUGCAGAGAGCAGAUUGGAAGAGGAAGGUUGAGACACACAAAUUGAGGAUUCAUGCAGAAUUUGAGCAGCAGAAAAACUUCCUGGCCAAAGAAGAACAGAGGCAGCUGCAAAAGCUGGAGAAGGAUGAGUGGGAACAGCUGAAAAUUUGGGGAGAGAGAGAGGCCGAGCUGGCCCAGCAAAAUCAGGUCCUUCAGGAGCUGAUCUCAGAGCUGGAGUGGAGGAAUCGGGGCUCAGCACUGGAGAUGCUGCAGGAGGUGAGAAUUGUCCUGGAAAGGAUUGAAUCUUGGAACCUGAAGAAGCUGGACAUUGCCUCCCCAGACCUGAAAAGUGCAUUCCAUGUGCCAGGAAUGAAGAAGAUGCUGAGGACGUAUGGAGUGUACAUCACUCUGGAUGGAGACACAGCCAACCCAUGGCUCAUCCUUUCAAAGGAUCGGAGACAAGUGAGGCUUGGAGACACCCAGCAGAAAGUUCCUAAAAAUGAAGAGAGAUUUGAUAAUUACCCCAUGGUCUUGGGUGCCCAGAGCUUCAAUUGUGGAAAACUUUACUGGGAGGUAGAUGUGACAGGAAAGGCAUCCUGGGACCUGGGGGUUUGUAGAAACUCUGUGCAGAGGAAGGGACAUUUUUUGCUCAGUCCUGACAGUGGCUUCUGGACAAUUUGGUUGUGGAAAAAAGAAAAAUAUGAGGCUGGCACCUGCCCCCAGACUCCCCUCUACCUUCAGGUGCCUCCAUGUCAAGUUGGGAUUUUCCUGGACUAUGAGGCUGGCAUUGUCUCCUUCUACAACAUCACUGACCAUGGCUCCCUUAUCUACACCUUCUCUGAAUGCUCAUUUGCUGAGCCUGUGAGGCCCUUCUUCAGUCCUGGUUUCAAUGAUGAAGGAAAAAAUGCAGCCCCUCUGACCCUAUGUCCCCUGAAGAUGGGAUGACUAGAAUCCAUUGACUAUUGAAGGAUCUUUCUUGACACUGUCACCCUUUCCCUAUUGGUGCCCUCGCUCAGCCACAAACUCUGUCUCAGGCUUUAGUAGGGAGAUCACUGAAAGUCAGUGUCAAAUAAUCUUCAACAUCAAUAGUCUCUCCCUAGAUUCCUUUAUGAUUCCCUCCAGUGAAGCAGACUCCUCAUAUAUGGCUAGAACUCCUCUGAAUCAACCAAAACAUGUUUCUGCCAACUUUAUGUGACUUGUUUUGUUUUCUUCUCUAUCUCUAGGCUGUUGCCUGUGGUCAUAUCUCUAUUAUUAUAUCUUUCAUGGUUUGCAAAAGGGCUCCCUAAAAAUAAUUUUGCCUCAGUCUGCCCCAUUCAGUCCUGGUAUCUUAAACUCAAAAUACUUGAGAACUCUAAACAUGAUUAAUGUCGAUAUGUCUUUGACAUUGCACGUGUUAUCCCCUGCCUGGAAUGCCCUACCCACUUUUACAUCUAAACACUCAAGUCAAGAAUAUCUUCUGUAACUCCUCAUAGCAGUCACUGUAGUGGUAGAGGCUAUCUACAGAACUGCUCUCUGCCCAAUGGGAUGUCACCUCCCUACAAUGAAGGAACUCCUGGUUUUGAAAGACAGAAGUGCUCCUGGGUACUAGUAUAGCUCUCUGGACCUCCAUAUCACUGACCUUCACAGACCUGAGACACCUUCUGUCUAUAUUCUCAUGUAGAAAUGUUUGACAACAUCAAAGUUUCUGGAACUUUCUGUGCAUGGAAUGAACAAACUCCUACUCCCUCUGAUAGCCCUGAUUUUUAUAUCAUCCUUCUCCAAAAUGCCCCUUCCUUAAGCAAACUUUUCUAGAAAAAAAUUAAUGUCUCUACUAAGAGAUAGCAGAGAAGGAGGAAGUAUGUAAUGGGUGUGGCUACAUCCCCAAUUAUGAGGAAGGGGUUUUGAGCCUGGAGAAAUGUGUGUCUGUCUGUAUGUUUCCCAAUUCAGUAAGUGAGACUAUAGCGAACUCAGAAGAAAAGGCCCCAUUUGUCUUCCAGAGUCACUACUGCAGAGGAUAAAAUAUCCUCUCAGUCAAGAGAGACUGUGUGGAGGAGAGAAGAGAACAUGGCAGCAAAGAGUGAUCAUAAGGCAUGAGUUUCAUCUCUUUCCUGUCUGUGACCAGGCUACCUCCCCUCAACCUGUUGCCCCAGCCCCACAUUUCCUGUUUGGAUGAUUUGGUGGUAGAAAGAAGAAUGUCAAAGGGUAGGAAAAAGAAAUCCAAAUAAAAUAACCAUCUAAGUCCUUGAGUUCCCACCACUAACAGGUCCUCUCAAGCCUCUUUAGCUCAGGCUUGCGACUUAGGAUCUGGGGUCUCAGGAUGGGCAGACAGAAGAGCAGAGACAGGAGGGGUGUCAAACAUGGCAUCUCUGGGAAGUGAAGGGCCCAGCAUCUGACAGCCUUUGAAGGCAGAGAUCCAGGACAGUGGGCCUAGUUUCUGGAUUCAUAAGAAAGGAAUGGGGCAUAGACUUCCUCUAGAGUGCCCCCAUAAGUGGCACUUUUUUUCCCUUCUUUGUUUUCUCUUAAACUCAGAGCAUCCUCCAUCACUUUCAUUUCCUCUCUCAGUUCUCUCUGAUAGAAAUUAUUCCCCCUGUUCUCACCUUUUCCUUUUCUUCUAAAUUCAGUCUCCAGCCAUCCCACUCAUCUAUACCCACUCUUGCUUUGAAAUGUUUCCCCACCAGUGUGUCCUGUGAUCACCACCACUAUCCAGUACACACACCUUAUUCUCAGUCCACUAUAUUCUUGGCCUUUCCUUUAAUCCAGAUAUCUAAUGGCUACUUGUAGGAAGUCUUAGUGCUGAUCUCUCUGGGUCUCCUGUAGGAAUAGUCCAAGUCUAGUGAGGGAUUGCAGGUGGAAAGGGUUAAGGAAUGGAAAGGGUUGGAGGGAGUGUUGUCUGCCCUGGGGAACAGAAAUCACUUCAGCAUGUGCCUCUGGGGUCUUCUUUAUAAACAAAAUUUCUUCCCUGCCAUAGUUCCUAAAGCCCAUGGAUUGGGGCUAGGGUUCUCCCUACCCACAUCCUGAUCAUGAUGGAGUUGCUUAAAGGGCAUUUUAAAUAUUACAGACCUGUCUUAGUGUAAGGCAUUUUCUCAGAGAUCCAAAAUGGGGCCACAUCCUCUCUUGGCCUUCUUCUGACUCUGCCUUGGGACUGUUUUAGUGGAAAGGAGUGUUCAAUACCUGGCCAGGCCCUAUAGGUGACAAAUCCCACAAACUUCUCCUUGCCUUCUGUCUAUAGGGUCAGCCCAACAACCAGGAGCAGCAGCCAGUUGUACCCCUUGGAGAGAAGGGAUCCUAAAUCCUGUGUCAAUGCUGUCUGAUAACAGUGUAAAUACUGGAGCUUAGUGAUUACAUCUGCUAUGCCUAGACACAAAAGCUGGGAUCCCAGAGGUUCUGAGGAAAUAGUUGUUAAAAUGAAUACCAGGAGUCCAGCUGAAAAUUUCACUUGGGUUAAUGAUGAGAGAAUAUCAUACUUUGGUCUGUGUAAGACUAAAUGUUUACACAGACUCCACUUCUAGAAUUGACCCAUAUACUAUUCUUAUCAAAAAGGCAUUUCCUACCUGUUUACAAGGUGUGUUCAUCUUCCUCUUGCUCCCUACUUGUGUACUCUGAAAGCCGUCAAGUUUCUUUGGAAAUUCAGGAGGAAGAGUUCCAAAUGGGAGCCCAAAUAGUGCCAUACUUGUUUUCUUGAGGAUCUAGCAUAUGUUUAGGGUUUUUAAAGAAAUUUUAUUGACAUAAAUAUGCAUUCAGAAAAGUGUACACAAUGCACAAUCAGUAAUUCUUUUUGUUACAAAAUAGAAUGUAUAUCCAGAACCAGAUUUAAUGGCACCUCAGCAGAACCAAAUGUGCUGCCUUCAACCUACAACCCACAAGGAUAAUCACUACCUUUCAUA